Messenger RNA from Telopea speciosissima, 714 nucleotides. RefSeq lists its product as uncharacterized. The transcript has a single exon. NCBI's taxonomy places the organism in Eukaryota, Viridiplantae, Streptophyta, Magnoliopsida, Proteales, Proteaceae. Gene Ontology annotation, molecular function: RNA-DNA hybrid ribonuclease activity; nucleic acid binding. The coding region runs from base 1 to 714 and encodes 237 amino acids. The record is from RefSeq and is a predicted model, not a curated record.
AUGAUUUGGAAUUGCAAGGCGUAUCCGAAGAUCCGAGCAUUUCUUUGGAGAACAUGCGCUCAAGGCUUAGCAUCAGGUGAUAACUUGGCUAGAAGGCAGAUUCCUAUUGACUCCAGCUGCAGGCGAUGUGGUCAUGCUUUUGAGACCUCCGACCACAUCCUCCUUGAUUGCCCCUUCACCAGAGCCACGUGGUUUGGCAGCAAUCUUUCCUUCAUCGUCCCCUCUGAUGAGCUUCCGAUGCUUGCUAGUGUCCUCAAGACUUGGGAUCAAAUUAGAUUUCCAAGCAAGAAGGGAAAAGCUGAAGUCUUGAGUCUCUUUGCCUUCAUCUGCUGGCAUCUCUGGUUAGCUUGCAAUGAUCUCGUCUUCAACCAAAGAGUGAGGUCUCCUAUUGAAGUCUUUAAUAGAGCCCAUCAGGCCCAUUUUAGAAUUCUACAACGGGAGUCAUCAUCAUUCUCAGCCGACAGUCCCCCUCUUGGUUAUCUCAAGCUCAAUUGCGAUGCCUCCUACAUUCCCUCAUCAGGUUCUGGAGGGUUUGGAAUUGUCAUUCGUAAUCAUGAGGGUGCCCCAAUCAUGGCCUAUUCUGAGCCGUUUAAGGCUUCAAGUUCGCUGAUGGCUGAAGCUUUAGCAUUACGUGCCGGGAUGUGUGCAAUUUUGGAUGCUAACCUCGUGGUGUUCUUGUGGAAUCAGACUGCUCAAAGUUGGUUUCCUAGCUAA